ACCCGGUCACAGUUCCACGAUGUCGUUCAGCGGAGAGACCGCCGCUGGGCCGGAGACAGCCGACGAGAAACAGACGACAUCAAGACAGUUCCUGUACGUGGACGACACCGGGCAGGAGAGAAAGCUGCGGCUGAAGGAGGAAGUCCUCCGCGCCUUCCUAGAAAGUGAUGACGUCUCCGACAAGCCUGUGGCGGUGAUUUCGGUGGCCGGAGCAUUCCGAACGGGCAAGUCGUUCCUGUUGAACGAGAUGUCCAGAUAUCUGACAGCCAAAAACAAAGGGCAAUGGCGUGACGUGAAAAAGGGGAGCUUCACAUGGAAAAAUGGAGCAAAGUCUCAUACCAAUGGCAUGUUCAUAUCGCCUCCAAUCAAAAUCACUUUGGAUUCCGGACAAGAGGCCAUCCUCUUCCUUCUAGACACGCAGGGGCUGUUCGAUGAGGAUUCAAACAUGUCUGACGCGACCAAAAUAUUCGCACUGAGCACCCUCCUCAGCUCAAUGCAGGUGUUCAACCUUCAGGGCAACUUGAAGAGCGACGACCUGGAUCACCUACAGCUCUUCGGCGAGAUCGGUCGCAUGGCCAGAGAUCGCUCUAACAGAACGGCCUUCCAGAACCUACUCUUUCUGAUUCGCGAUUGGGAUCAUCCAGAUACACAUCCGUUCGGGAAACAGGGAGGCGAUGCUUUGGUCCAAACACGUAUGGAAAGUGGCAAGAAGGACCUCAAUCAGAGACGACAGCACAUUGAAACAUGCUUCGCAAAAAUCAGUGGAUUUCUCAUGCCCUACCCGGGAAGUACAGUCGCCCGGGGUUCGACCUUUUCUGACGACGAAAUGGGCAAAGAGUUUUCGGAUGCGCUGGACAAGCUGCUGACCUUGCUGCUUUCUCGAGACAAGAUCCCGCUGAAGAUGAACGGCAACCGUCCAGUGACGUGCGGAGAGUUGGCUACACUCAUUAGGAGGUACGCAGAGCUCUUCCAAAGCGGCAAGCUCCCGGAACCAAAGAGCAUGCUCCAGAUCGUUUCCGAGGCGUGCAACGCCGCGGCCGUCGAUGCUGAGCUCGGCAAGUACGUGACGAAGAUGAACAAACUACUGGCCGAAGACGCUCCGCCGCUAACCGAAGAAAUUAUCAUGAAAAAGCACAGCGAGGAAAAGUUGGCCGCGGUCGAAGGUCUGAAAAACAGGGACACCGUUCCAGAUUCCACAAAGUCUGAAGAACAUUAUUGCUCACUGCUUGCUCACAAGAUAGAAGAAUGGCUGGAAACGGCGCGAAACAAUUUCACAGCAAGGUGCGCAAACGACAGAGAAAAUGCAAGGAAGGCGAAUGAAAAUCUGGUGAAAGAGUGCAUGGAGACAUUCGACGCAUCGAUGCGUAACUUGGAGAGUGACAUGCCUGUUGGGGAAGAGAAGAUCAGAGAAGCCUACUACGAAGCAGGAAAGGUCGCGGUAGAUCGCUUCACACGGGACAUGAUAUCUCUGGGAUCGUACGUACCAACAGACUGCAAACACAAUCUGGAAACGAGUUUGAAGGAAAGGCUCGACCAAAUGUUGGCAAGAGACGAGGACUUGUCGAACGCAACGGAAGUGGAAAGACAGUUCCUUAGGUACAAAGCUCAAAUGGAAGAUCUUCUAGCUGACGGUGCCCCGAGCCUGGACAAUGGCAUGGUUGAAGGCCACCACGGCAAGGAACUACGCUUGUCUCUGUCAGCCUUGCAACCACUGAUUAGCAUGAAACAUUCAACUAACUCCGAAGACCACUACUCUGGACGCCUUGAGAGCAAGAUACUUAGCUGGUUCGAAGAAUCACAAGAACUGUUCCACGAAAAGUGCACAGCAGACAAAAUGAGAGCGGAUGAGGUGAACUGUGAACUUGUAAAGGACUGUACCAUGUCAUUCAAACACGCACUUAUUGCUAUAGAAAGAGACCAGGCUGCCAACAAAACGAAGAUGCAAGAAGCAAUGGAGGUAGCCGAGCGGAACGCCUGGCAGCGUUUCGAACGUGAAUUGAUUAUCUUUGGGUCGUACGAUGCUGAUGAAGGUCGUCAGCAGCUGCACGAGAACAUCCGGACAAGUAGCCAGGAUCUUCUGAAAAGACAGGAAGAGAUGUCGAACUCGGCAGUGGUCAGGGACCUCUUAGAAAAGUACACCGGUUUGAUGGAACUACUAGCUGAUGGCGACUCACUAAUUAAUAGUGAGCUUGUCACACGCACCCACUCACAGGCGAAACAACAUGUGCUUGAUGUACUAGAAGGCAGGCUCAGCUUGCAGCAUUCCACGAAGUCAGCAAGUGAGUACUGGCGUCUGCUGCACAACCAAAUAGAUGAAUGGUUCAACAAACUCCCAAAGAAGUUCGAAGCCAAAUGUGAAAAGCAAAAUAUAAAUGUAGCUGUCAAUGCCCUCGAGGAUUUUUUCAAGAGUUUUGAGGAAAAGCUGCCAAGUGUGUCCGAAAAGAACUAUCUCAAGAGUCGCGAUGAAGAAAAGCAGAUUGUGCUGAGAGACUACUCUGAGCAAGCGGCGUCUCUGGGCUCCUACAGUUCAGAGGGCCUGAAAAAUAGACUCGAUCAGGUACUAGAUGAACUAGCGGAUCAGAUGAUCUGCAUCGAGAAGACGCGUCGGAGAGGAACAAAGCUAAAGAUUUUUACCGGGACCUGCGCAGCAGUCACUGCCGUGGCCGGCGGAGCACUCGCUGUCGCGGCUGCACCCGUCGCUGUGGCAGCUUUGCCAUGGUUCCCAUCAGCUCUGGCAUCAGUUCUGGCCACCGAGGGGGCCGUCGGAGCAGCCAUAGUGGGUGGUAUUACCGGUUUGUAUGGCACUGUGUUGGGAACCAUCGGCAUACUGAAAAGUGACUCACCGCAGGACGUCAGAAAGAAGGGAUUUGUGGCCUUGAUGCAAAAGAAAGAGGACGACAAAAAGUUUGACAGGGAAGCAAUCAGACUGAUCCUCAAGUUCAAACCAAGUUUUAGAGAGGCAGCCGAAUGAGAGACAGUUGCGGGUGGCGAGAUUAGCGAGUUCUGCCGACAUUCUGGAAACGUGUUGAUUAGUUGAUUUGAGCGACAGUUUCAGGCCUCGGAGUCGUUGGAGUCUUGACAGCUUUCUGAAAGCAGGCAAUGCAUUGUCUGUAGUUGACUGACUUCAUUAUUUCCUUUGAUCAUAUGCUAUGCUGAUAAUUGAUAUAGCGUGAUUAGCGAGCUUCUGAUGUGCAGUUGUGUCCUGGUAUAUGCCGAUGACCAAACAGUGAAAUGUUGGUGUUGUCUGAAUCAUCAUCCGCACCGAAUUCCGGCAUGCCGUCCAUAGACCCACGUGUCGUGGAGUGCAGUGUAGUGCGUCACAGGGUGCUGUGGAUGGCUUCUGGUGACCCCUCAGCUGUCGUUCAUAAUAACAGAUUAGAAAUGCUGAAGGUACGUAAAAUGUGAUGCUUUGUGAUUUCUUGGCAUUGAUGGCAAUCCAAUUCGUAUCAUGUGAUUUUGUUGAUAACGCGUAGCAGGAAAUGUAUGAAUGUACUAUGUAGCAUGGUGUAGCAAAAAGUGAACAGAUGUAGCAGGAUGCAGCAGAAAAUGUAAGGAUGCAGCAGAAGGUAGUAGAAAAUGUAUAGACGUAGCAUGGUAUAGCAAAAAUAAACGUAUAUUGAUAAUUAUUGGAAUAGUUGUAGAAUAAGGAAGCACCUAGCGCAUGUAUAAGCAGCACAAUAUAUUCCCAUUACUCAACAAAUAUAGUUUUAGUCAUGCAUUAGCUGAUGAAAAUGUGCCAUAACACAACAAAAUGUGUCUAAUGAAUGAAAAUAAACCACAUACGCAACUGUGAA
This is a messenger RNA of Amphibalanus amphitrite, 3794 nucleotides long. RefSeq lists its product as uncharacterized. The record is from RefSeq and is a predicted model, not a curated record. Lineage: Eukaryota; Metazoa; Arthropoda; Thecostraca; Balanomorpha; Balanidae. The transcript has 2 exons. The coding region runs from base 20 to 2971 and encodes 983 amino acids. Gene Ontology annotation, molecular function: GTP binding; GTPase activity.